Molecule: messenger RNA, 867 nt
Organism: Anthostomella pinea
Lineage: Eukaryota; Fungi; Ascomycota; Sordariomycetes; Xylariales; Xylariaceae
Source: the annotation of a GenBank genome assembly
AUGUCUGCCAGUACUCUCGGACCCCUUAACAAUGCCAACCUCGUCGAGGCCUUCACGCCAGCGGCUACCUACAAUGCCCUGGCUCUCAUCGAUGUGUGCAAGCUCGAGCCUCUGAAGCACCGUGCUGCCCACACCGAGCUUCUCAACUUGAUCUCGGCCCGGGGCCUCUCCGACACCUUCUCCAUUCACUUGGUCCACAAGCACUUCGACGUGCCCGAGGGCCAGGUCAUGCACGCCCGCGACCCCAAGAAGGUCAGCGGUCUCCGAGGCCUCUACUUCCGGACCACGCCCGACGGCAAGAAGAUGACGGCGUACGAGUACACCACCGAGCCUGCCAAGGACCUCUCCGCCCAUGAGGACUUUGCCGCCGAGUACGCAGCUACUGCAACCCGCCUCGGCGUCGGCCACAUCUUCGCCCUGGGCGCCGAGGGUAUCGCCAGCAUCGAGAAGCCCCAAUCCGAGUUCGAGCUGGCCUCUCAUUCGUCUACUGUGGUUGUCGAUGCUGAGGCCUUGCCCGAUCUCAACAACAUGAAGUCGACCAGUACCGGCUGGGUCCCGACGACCCAGGCUCAUGGCCGAGUUUACGGCGGUGUCGGCGAGUUUGGCGUCGUGAUCUUCCCCGAGGUCCCCGGUGUCCUUGUUGGCCAUUGCAUCGAAGACCGCGUCGGCAACCACAACAAUCACGGCAAACGGGGCGCCGGUCCCGUUGUCGAAACUCGCCAGAGCAUGCCUGGUAUGUCACACGAUACCGGCGCUGAGGACGUGACGCUCCACCCAGGUGUCAGUGUUGGCGGAAUCUUUGUCGAGAAGGACUCGCUCAUCUACGAUGUUCUGGACCGUGCUGUCGCCCAGAUUGGGGCAUACUAG